Molecule: messenger RNA, 1378 nt
Organism: Syngnathus typhle (broad-nosed pipefish)
Lineage: Eukaryota; Metazoa; Chordata; Actinopteri; Syngnathiformes; Syngnathidae
Product: spermatogenesis-associated protein 22
Exons: 7
Coding region: 26-1222 (398 amino acids)
Biological process (GO): meiotic DNA repair synthesis; regulation of meiotic cell cycle; gamete generation
Source: RefSeq, a predicted model, not a curated record
AGGAUUUCAACUUUGAACUGCCAGUAUGAAAAGGAAUGACAAUCUGACAGGCAGACCAACAGCAGGCUGCCCGCCCAUGCCACUGUUCAAUCAGAAGCAAAGAAAUCCAACUCCUUUGACACUGACACCAUCUGGGAAUGACCUCUAUUCUCACGACGAGUUCAUGCCAAAUGACGGGUCACAUCAGAAGAAAAGAAAUCUAAUUCCUUUGAUGACAACUCCUUCUGCGAAUGACUGCUUUUCUUACACCGAGUUCAUGACAAGUACCAGAUCACCUGCCCCCUAUGGUGCAUCAGGUGCGUAUGGUUCUUACCAGGCCUUGGAAUCCUCUAAUGAUGCUCAACCAAGUCACCAGUGGACCAAACAGGACAUGGCCCGAUCUACUCAGGCUCCACAACAUAGUACCUAUAGACCUGCGCCAACAACGAGAUAUUACGCGCCUUUACCGCAUCCAUUCAAAACUGAAAAAACCCAAUCCAAGAUGGGAACGCCCAGCAGGUUUGAGGGACCACAGGUUUACAGAUCAGAUUUAACUUCCAAACAGAACCAAUAUCAAACAUCUACUAACAGUGUCCCAAGCAAGCAGAGAGCUCAUAGCGGGUUCUCUCAGAUGGGCCAGCAACCACCCGAAAGGCCGGCCGGUCCCACACAAUUCAGAUCUCAGCCUCAACGUGUCGGACCCCUCAGCGGGCCAGCUGCUCAGACACAAAACAAAUGGAAUUUUAAAAACACCUUUGGAGCGCAGAAGCCCACUUUUGUAGGGAAAAUGAGUGGAAAUAAACCCCAGACUCCACGAGAAACUCAAACGCAGAGAAGUGUUCCCCAAAAAGCAGCGUUUGACAACUCACUCAGAAUUUUGAAUGCAUCCAUUGAGGGCAUGAAAUACUGGAGUCAGUUUAAAAUCAAAGUCCCACUUUUUUUCGAGAUAAUCGCUACUCUUGACUCCGCCGUCACAAUUGGUCACCACGGAGCCAAGAACUUCCUGUUGAGAAAUGGUAACGAGGUUGUCCAGUGUGUCUUCUAUGAAAAUGAGCAAAAUCUGCCUCGUCUUUUCCGUGGUCAAGUUCACCGCUGUGUCGGUAACUACGACGGCAACAGAGAUGUCCUGGUGUGCAUGUCAAUUCGAGAAGCCAAGCCCUCGGAAGUCAGAAACGCUUUGAUUACUAUCAAAGUCUGCGAUAAUUACAUGCGCAAACUCGUCAAACUAUUCCAUGAAGUCUGAAAUCUGAAAGUUAAAUUCAGAUUUGAAGCAAAUAGCAGUAUUUUCACAUUGUUCACAGUAAUAUAGGCACAAUUUGAUAAGCUUCAUUUUUAUAAACUGUUUAAAAUAGUUAAUCUUGUUUUAGGUCUGCUGUUUGACAAGAACAUUUACAUGGUU